GGAGAGCGAGCAAGUCGUGGCUGAAUGAAGCGUUACGGCGUCCUGCGUCCGCGAGCUGCAGCUCCACUUCAGUCUCGAGCGGAGCUCUAACGGUUAAUUUUUCCUUAACCGUUCUUUUUGCUGUGGCUCAGGGGAGAAAAGCCAGCCCAGCUCGGUCUGGUGUGGCGUUUGGAGCCGUUUCUUCAGCCGUAGGUGGAUAAUAGCUUUCAUUUCAUUCCUCUUCCGUCUUUCUGGGAAGCCUUGAGCGCUAUCCAUGGGAUUACAACACUGAAAAGAAGCGAGGAGAAGAAGAGAGGACGAAGAGUUUCUGUUUGUUUUGUUUGUUUUUUUUAUAUUUAUUUUUUUUUAUGUUUAUUUAUUUUUUUACGCCGGGUGAAAUAAGGAGGUUCGAAAUGAGCUGCUUCAACUUUCGCUAGCGAAAAAAAAAAGAAAAGAAAUAAAUAAAUAAAAACUGAAGGGGGCGUAUCCGCGCGUGAGUCGCGAGCGAGGCAUCCCCCUCGAGCCUCACGCCGGCCGAGCUCGAGCUUGAGCGAGCUCGCGCUGCUGCGGAGUUCUGACCGUUGGAGCGGAGAUGGGUUUCAGUCACCCGGGAGAAGUUGUGGAAGAAUAAUCUUCAUCUUUUCGCGGCCGUUUCUGCUUUUUUUUUUUCCCCGCCAGAUGACCGCGCGGGCGCGCGAGCGUGGUUCGUUAACGGCAAAGAAGGCAAAAGCGACGCGCGAAAAAUGUCUCUUAGUGCUGAAAGGUCUGUUAGCGUCGAGACUUUGUGUUCGGAGACUGCGCGGCGCAGGAAAGCCUGUUGUGAUUAUUGAUAAUAAUAAUUAUAAUAAUAAGAUAAUGUUUUGGGAGUGAGCCGCUCUCGUCGCCGCCCCGUUUUAGAACUAACUCGUUACCGGAUUUCGAAAAUAAUGGCCAAUGAAAGUCCCUACGACAGCCGGGACAUCGUGGAGAAAUACAUCUACCACAAACUUCUCAAGCGAGGCUACGUGUGGGAGUUCCGCUCCGCCGCCGGUGCCGCCGCCGCCGCCGCCGCCACGGCCGACGACGACGACAACGACGAGGCCGAGAUGCCGCGCGCAGGGCCCGCGAGGCUGCACCGGCUGCUGCGCGAGGCCGGCGAUGAGCUCGAGCGCGCCUACCAGCGGGACUUCGCCGCCAUGUGGGACCAGCUGCGCGUGGCGCCGAGCGCGCAGCUCCAGCGCAGCUUCGUGGCCGUGGCCGAGGAGCUGUUCGGCGACGGCGUGAACUGGGGCCGCGUCGUGGCCUUCUUCGAGUUCGGCGGCACCCUGUGCGUGGAGAGCGUGAACCGCGAGAUGGCGUCGCAGGUGGAGCACAUCUCGCGCUGGAUGACCGAUUACCUGAACGGACCGCUGCUGCAGAGCUGGAUCCGGGACAACGGUGGCUGGGAUGGCUUUGUGGAGAUCUACAGUCAGCAGAGAAGGUCUAUUUUCCACCCCUGGCCCUAUCUAAAGACAGUGUUUGGCCUGGCAGCCCUGGGGGCAGCGGGGGUAACCAUCGGAGCUCUCUUUACCCAGAAGUGAUGACCCUUACCCCGGCACAGGAUCACCCCCACCUCUUCCUCUUCCUCUCUCUCUCUGUCUCUCUCUCUUCUGGCUUAUCGAAGCACUUGUUCUCUCAGCGUAGCACUGCCCUGCCCAGGACCAAGGCUCUACUGUCUACUCCACGGAGCGGAGCUGUCCUUUGUCCACAUGCUUGUGACUGGAGCAGGAGAAGAAACAAGAAUUAAGAGAAGAAUACAUGGACAAGCUCCUACACUUGUACUCUGACUGCAUCACUGCCAUGUAUAGAUCUAAAUACACACGCAUACAUGCACACACGUCAACACAGACUGAGUCGUAUACAAUCCCAAAUAUAUGGACCACACAAAAACUGAACUGAUGAAUUGUUGUUUGUGUCUGAACUUCUACGAAACAUGCACAAUACGUGCAAAAUACAUCCACAGGUUUCGCGAAGAUUCUGCUUAUGAUUACAUACUUAGAUACAUUUGUAGCAUGAGACGUGAGAUAUACAUAUUUAGCGUCCAGGAACAUAGGAAGGAGACAAAAAUAGAAAAAGAAAGAGGAGACCGCAGAGAAUGUGUAGCGCUUCCACUGUCUGCAUGUGUGGAGAAAGCUCGAGUGACUUUUUUCUGUUU
Molecule: messenger RNA, 2152 nt
Organism: Colossoma macropomum (tambaqui)
Lineage: Eukaryota; Metazoa; Chordata; Actinopteri; Characiformes; Serrasalmidae
Gene: bcl2a
Product: BCL2 apoptosis regulator a
Exons: 2
Coding region: 906-1538 (210 amino acids)
Biological process (GO): intrinsic apoptotic signaling pathway in response to DNA damage; extrinsic apoptotic signaling pathway in absence of ligand; negative regulation of intrinsic apoptotic signaling pathway
Cellular component (GO): mitochondrial outer membrane
Molecular function (GO): protein heterodimerization activity; protein homodimerization activity
Source: RefSeq, a predicted model, not a curated record